Camellia sinensis is the source of this 1771-nucleotide messenger RNA. Its product is annotated as UPF0481 protein At3g47200. Lineage: Eukaryota; Viridiplantae; Streptophyta; Magnoliopsida; Ericales; Theaceae. The record is from RefSeq and is a predicted model, not a curated record.
AUUGCUUUCACUAUUAGAGUACAUAAUACCAAAGAAUUCUUGAACUCUAGUUUUCUCUUAUCAAACUCACCACCAAGUCACCUUUGAUUCUUAUCAAACUGUGUGUAGAACUUAGAGUCUAGUAUUUAUUGAGCUAUCAACUUCAAGUUCCCCCUAGCCUUAAAUGAUCAUAAUGAAGUGUGGCUCUAUGAAAAUCAAUGCAAACAAUCUCUGUGACUGAUUGACAGCCAUUAAGGUUCUACUAAUUAACUCCAUUUGGCAUCUAUCAAGACAUAGACAUGGAGAGUAGUAGAAAUAGAGAUCAUGUUUCACUUGAAAUUACAGAAGAAGAUGAGAAGCUUGCUUUGUCUAUAAAAGACAAAAUGGAAAAUGUUUCUCUCUCCCAUUGCAUCUGCAAGGUCCCGGAAAAACUUUUCAAGGACAACGAAGACAUGUACUUCCCCAAACUAGUCGCAAUCGGCCCUUUCCACCACGAUGAUCACCCUUUAAAUGCCACAAAGGAUCAAAAAUGGCGAUACCUCAACACGCUUCUCAAUCGUCAACCAAAUGUAGAGGCAUGCUUGAACAAUUGUGUCAUAGCACUUAAGGAGUCAGAAGCCAAAGUGAGGAAAUGCUAUGGUGAAAAAAUCAAUCUCAAUAGCGAUGAUUUAGUAACCCUGAUGUUAGUUGACGGUUGCUUCAUCAUUGAGCUCCUCUUGAAGUUCUCUAUGAAGAGUUUGAGGCGUAGGGAUGAUCUGUUCUUCAAGUCAAAAGACACGUUUUUCCGUCUGAGAUGUGACGUUUUCUUGCUUGAAAACCAAAUUCCUUUUUUCAUUCUGAGACGUCUAUUUGACAUUGUCCCAAUUCCUAGUCAGUGUACUCAGUCUCUCAUCGAACUAGCCUUAUCUUUCUUUAAAAGAAUGAUUCCCGGAGAUGUCCAAGCUCUUCAAGGAAAAUCUAACCAAGACCAUUGCCAUUUGCUUGAUUUGGUCCACAAUUGUUACCUCCCUACAUAUCUUGAAGUUCACUCAAAGGGCACGCAUAAACAUUUGCAUAGCACGACAAAGCUUCAAAGCGAAGGAAUUGGAUUUUCCAAGGCCAAAACGGAGAGCUUGCUUGACAUAAAUUUUGUGCUUGGUGUGAUCAAAAUCCCACCUCUAAAAGUCCACGAUUAUACAGAAAUCACGUUUAGAAACCUCAUUGCAUUGGAGAAUUGCUACGUUGAUCGCUCAAAACACGUCACCUCUUAUGUUUUUCUCAUGGGGAGCCUCAUCCAAUCCGAAAAUGAUGUGAGGAUGCUUUAUAGGGCGGGAAUUCUCACAAAUGGGCUAGAACGGAAGGAAGAGAUUAUUGGCCUAUUCAAUAAGGUCCGUGUGGACGUGGACGCGAAUGACUACUAUUAUAAAGGGCUUUGUGAACAAGUGAAGGAGUAUAAGCGAAGCAUUUUCAAGAAAAUUAAGGAUAGCUAUUCCAAGACUCACUUGGCAGUUGCAUGGUUCAGUCUUGCAGUUUUGUUCCUAGUUCUCACUUUCAUUGGAACUAUGUUUUCAAUACUCUCAUUCACACUCCACCAUGUUUAGGCAAGGCGAUAAGAUUGUGUUCAGUUUGUUACUUGUAUUUAUGAUUGUUUUCCUUGCAAAUUUAACUUCCAUUGAGGUAAUAAUUUAUAGUGGUUUUCUAUAGAUGAUUUAUGUAAUGUGAGUUGAAAAUAAUGUGUUUGAUUCACAUCAAGUUGUAUAUUAUCAUUGCUAUUGUUAUUAUACAGACAUGAUAUAUAUCUAGUUUGAAGAAA